Messenger RNA from Saccoglossus kowalevskii, 2628 nucleotides. Its product is annotated as short transient receptor potential channel 7-like. Gene Ontology annotation, cellular component: plasma membrane; cation channel complex. Gene Ontology annotation, molecular function: store-operated calcium channel activity; protein binding; inositol 1,4,5 trisphosphate binding. Gene Ontology annotation, biological process: calcium ion transmembrane transport; regulation of cytosolic calcium ion concentration. Lineage: Eukaryota; Metazoa; Hemichordata; Enteropneusta; Harrimaniidae. The record is from RefSeq and is a predicted model, not a curated record.
AUGACGACGCAGAGUGGUGUUAUCGACAUAUCCGUUUUCGGAUUACAAAAAAAAACUAACCAAGUCUUUUGUUUCCCUUGCAGUUGCAUAGCUGACGGAGACGAGGACCACCACGCCCAUGUCAUGCGUCGGCGAUCUUUCAAUCAUGUUAAUAACAUCCGGGUCCUGACAAGCACAGUCGAACUCUCCGAUGGAAAUCGCAAAUUCUUGAAAGCCGCCGAGUAUGGCGAUUUGCCAUCAUUGCGAUCCCUCUUAGAGGGCGAUGACUCUUCUGACGUUAAUAUCAAUUGCAGCGAUUACAAAGACAGGACAGCGAUCGAAAUUGCGGCUAGCAACGAACACCUGGAAGUGGUUCUCUAUUUAUUGUCCUAUCCUACUCUAGAAAUCCGAAACAUUCACGAAGCCUUGAUGGUUGCCAUAAGCAAAGGGUACAUCCGAAUAACGGAGGCCAUUUUAGGCCAUCCAAUGUUCAAAAAAAGCAAGGAUAAAGUACGACUAGGCAGUAUGUCGAAUUACUUCCAACCGGAAGUUCACAGCUCUAAAUUCGAUAAUGACGUCACGCCAAUAAUGCUCGCUGCCCAUUUCAAUGAAAUCGACAUUAUUCAAUUGUUUUUGCAGCGAGGGGAUCGGAUACCGAAACCCCAUCAUAGUCUAUGUCAUUGUACUAGCUGCACUAAUAAACGACUAUUUGAUCCCUUGAAAUACUCACGUUCACGGAUUAACGCUUAUAGGGGAUUAUCUUCAUCGGCUUAUAUCUCGCUAACAAGUCCGGACCCCAUACUCACUGCUUUCCAACUCAGCAAGGACCUUAUCGAACUUUCAGAUAUAGAGAAAGAGUUUAAGAACGAAUACAAGACAUUGGCGAAUAUGUGCAUAGACUACUCAACAGACCUUAUCGGUAUGUGCCAAAGUACUACAGAGGUGGAAUCAAUUUUAAAUCAAAACGAAAGCAUGGACUACCAGUCCGACAUGUCUAAUAAUAACGACCAGGGGUUGGUCAGACUCAAACUAGCAAUCGACUACAAUCAGAAAAAGUUUGUGGCACAUCCUCACUGUCAACAUCAGUUAUCAACGAUGUGGUACUCGGGUAUACCGAACUGGAGGCAACGAAGUCCUUUCACCAAAACACUUAUCAUAUUUACCCUUUUUCUAUUCUGGCCAAUUAUGGGGGUUAUCUAUUGGGUGGCACCCAAAAGCAAGAUUGGAGAAAUUAUCGCGAGUCCUAUGGUGAAGUUUUUUACUCAGGCAUCUUCCCAUAUUAUGUUCCUGAUCCUAUUAUUCCUACAGUCGUUACUAACACAAUAUUAUCAUCUGGAGCCUGAUUUGGAAUGGUUAUUCGGCGGUAAAGUUCGACAAAACGCAAUGACAGCACUGGAGAUUAUAUUACUGCUGUGGAUUGUGGGUAUACUCUGGGGUGAGAUGAAACAGAUAUGGGAAGAAGGAUUCUGUCAAUAUUUUUCGAGUUUCUGGAAUUUACUUGAUGUGGGAAUGUUGAAUCUGUACAUAGCGUCAUUCGCCGUUCGUAACAUUUCAUACGGCAAAACAAGCGAAGCUAUUGACUAUUUCAAAAACAUAGGUUCCGUGGAAGACGUGCCAUGGAAUACUUCAACCGCCAGGCGUCAUUUAUACUAUUACAAUCACGAACGUAUAUACUGGUACACAUGGGACCCAAUACUUCUAUCAGAAAGUCUCUUCGCCUUAGCCAAUGUACUAAGUUUUACCAGGAUGGCGUACGUCCUUCCUGCCAGCGAAUUGCUUGGUCCACUCCAGAUAUCACUGGGCAGAAUGGUGUACGACAUAGUCCGUUUUUUAGUUCUCUUCGUUGUGGUAUUUUUAGCCUUUUUCUGUGCACUGUACAAUCUCUACUGGGCGUAUGCCAACAUUCCCAGUAGUAACCAGGAUAAGUUUGAUACCUUCGGUAGCGCUGUGAUGACACUAUUUUGGGCGCUAUUUGGCAUGGCAUCCAGGUACGACCCGGUCAUCGAUGAAUCAUUGGAUCAUGAUUUAACCGAGUUUAUUGGUACUUUGCUGUUCGCUAUUUACAACGCCAUCAUGGUUAUCGUAUUGCUUAACAUGCUCAUUGCUAUGAUGAGUAAUUCAUAUCAAGAAAUAGAGAAUGACGAGGAUGUGGUAUGGAAGUUUGCACGUGCCAAAUUAUGGAUAUCUUUCUUCGGGAGGGGGAGUACUCUGCCUAUUCCCCUCAAUACAAUACCAAGUCCCAAAUCGAUCUAUUAUGCAUUUUGCUAUUGCACAAAGUUUCUAUGCAAACAGAAAGAAGAGAAAGAAUUUCAGCAUGUCAAUCUGUCGGACAGGUAUAACUUCCAGGCAAUUAUGCGAAGAUUGGUCAAGAGAUAUAUAUUCAAACUUCAACGGGAUAAAGAGAAUGAUGACAUCAGCGAAGGGGAGCUCGAAGAACUCAAGCAAGACAUUUCAAGCCUUCGAUUCGAACUCAUGGAGGUACUAACACAUAAUCGUCGGUCCAACAAGAAUAUUACAGAGUUAGGAAAUCACGUCGACGAUUCGGACACAUCAAGAGAACUUGUUGACUUGCGACGGCAGAUUGAAGCGCUGCGAAGAGAACUGUCAUUCGCACUGAGGGUGUCUCAUGGCGACGUGCAUAUGGUUUAA